GAAUUGCUUUUUCCGGAUUCCAAUUUUAUCUGGGAUUCGAUUUUCCCGAUAAAUCUUUUAAAUUUUUCGUUAUUGGAUAAAAUAAAUAUUUUUACGCAAUAUUCCGUUAAUACGUCGUUUUUCUGGUAUUUUUAUUUUAUAUUACAUAUUAAUCGUUUUUUUAUAAAUUUGUUUAAUGGUAUAAUUUCGAAUCCUGGUCGGCCCUUAAUUUUUGAAAAUAAUAAAUGGUAUUUUUUUAGGUCGUUUUUUUUGGUUAAUUUGCUCGCAAAUCCAAUUUUUAAUAAUAUUGGCGGAGCGGUUCCUGGUAAUCCUGGAGGUAGUUAA
This is a messenger RNA of Pyricularia oryzae 70-15, 324 nucleotides long. RefSeq lists its product as uncharacterized. The transcript has a single exon. The record is from RefSeq and is a predicted model, not a curated record. NCBI's taxonomy places the organism in Eukaryota, Fungi, Ascomycota, Sordariomycetes, Magnaporthales, Pyriculariaceae. The annotation marks the transcript as partial.